AUGUCAUUACUAACAUACAUUGCAAGCUCUAUUUUUGAGAUAGUGCCACUUGUAAACCAAGAUGAUGAGAUUCUUGAUGGAAACAUACUGAAGUUGAACUUUCCGGUGAAUUACAAUUUAAACAAUGAGAUUUUUAAGGUUGUGCUAACUAAUAGAAGAAAGUCUGGUCGAUCGUUAGUAUAUAGAUUCAAAAUUGACUCCAAAAAGCAUGAAUAUGAGGUUAUAAAUGAAAAAUCACUGUCGGAAAACGCUGAAGAUGAAGAGCUUUUAAAAGAUUUAACAACAUUUAAUUUAACAACCAGUGAUAAAGAAAAACUAGCAAGAGAACAAGUAGAAUUGCCUUUUAUGCAAGCACAGGAAGCUUUAGGGUCUGCAGGAGGGGCAAUUGUGUAUGAAUUUGAAAAAGACGAUGAUUAUGAUGAAGAAGACCCUUACGAAGACCCAUUUUAA
Lodderomyces pseudojiufengensis is the source of this 450-nucleotide messenger RNA. RefSeq names its product Elongator subunit. The record is from RefSeq and is a predicted model, not a curated record. Gene Ontology annotation, cellular component: elongator holoenzyme complex; nucleus; cytosol. NCBI's taxonomy places the organism in Eukaryota, Fungi, Ascomycota, Pichiomycetes, Serinales, Debaryomycetaceae. The transcript has a single exon. Gene Ontology annotation, molecular function: tRNA binding. Bases 1 to 450 code for a protein of 149 amino acids. Gene Ontology annotation, biological process: tRNA wobble uridine modification.